UUCAUAGCACGGGGACAUCUUAAAUCUGGAGCCAAUCAAUAGAGAUCAUCAAGAGGCAGAAGGAGGAGAAGAGUCGCGAGGUGGGGGAGCGGGGGGGUUGAGUGGGGAUGGGAGGAGUGUCACACCUCCUCCUCCUCCUCCUCAAACAUCUUUCCGUGCGUGGAGUAGGAGCAGCAAAAGUGCACCAACCCGAGAGGAAGAAGCGAUGAGGGACACGGAGGUGGGGGCGAGAUACAAACCGGAGCCACCUCCAAAAAAAAAAAAAAAAAAAAGGCGCGCAUUCAUUCAUCUCAGCCUGACCGAGGACAGCAUGCCAAGCGCCUUCACACUCCAGCGGCUCGGCUCGGUCCAAAACAUCCCACGCCCCUCCCGCUCUCUUUUUCUUUCUUUCGCACAUGUGCGCAUAUAGUUCUCAUCCCUACUCCUCAUGUGCACACUUGCGAGUGAGUAGCAAGGGGGGGGGGGGUGUGAAGCGAGGAGGGCGCGAGGAGCGAGGCUGUCCUCACCUGCGCCCGACUUUGACGCACUCCGGGACGCCACCGCGGGGGCGGCGACGCGAGGCGGCCGUCACAUGGGCCCCGAGCCCCGCGAGUCCCCCGGGAUGGCGUGCGGCGCCUGUUACUACCUGGUGAUCAGCUCCACGCAUCUCAGCAACGGACACUUUCGGCGCGUCAAAGGGGUCUUCAGGGGGCCGCUUUGCACCACAGCCGUGUGUGAGUCACCGGAACGUGCCGAGAGAGCGUUGGGCUGCUCAGUGGAGGAUCUGAAGUCUCUUUUCUACUGCGAGCUGUGUGACAAGCAGUAUCUGCGCCACCAGGAAUUUGACAACCACAUCAACUCCUACGACCACGCGCACAAACAGAGGCUGAAGGAACUGAAGCAGAGGGAGUUCGCUCGCAACGUGGCCUCAAAGUCGUGGAAGGACCAACGCAAGCAAGAGAAAGCUCUCAGACGCCUGCACCAGCGGGCGCAGCUGCAGCAGGAACGCCAGCGGAGCCAAGGAAGGACUUACGAGCUCCGGAGCGCCGUCAGACUCGUUAGCCAGCAGCAGGACCGGAACGCGGAGCACAAAGCCCACAGCCCUUUGGAGAAAUUUGCACCCUUCAAACACUCAGACAGGCCCCCGGCCAAACACACCGGUGCAUCGCCGCUGAGCCGCCAACGAGAAAAUCCAUGCCGGCCUCCCUCCCGAACACCACCGGCCGCUCCGGCAGCGUCCCGGCCAAUCACUCAUCCAGAGCGCGAUAAAGGUCCGGCUGCAGUCAAUCAGCGGCCUGGUGCGGGCUGCCAGCUGCCUCUGGAGGGGCGGGGGCGAGCCGGGGGCAGGCGCGGGGUGUCCUUCUGUUUCUCGCGCAGGGGGCCCCGGCUGGAGCCCUGCGCCUCGGUUUUCUCCGACCAGGAGGAGGAGGAGAGAGAGAGGCGGCAGCAAAUGAGGGAACGGAUUAAGGGCAUUUUGGAAGACAUAGAAAGGGAAAUUGAGGGUGUUGGUCGAAGCGAUACCGGAGGAAAUUGCGGAGGGGACGCGGAAAUAAGGGAGGAUGUAAAAAAUAAUCAGAGCAGCGAUUUGACACGGCCGGCGGCGUCCCACGCGGGUAGCGGGACGGACAUAAAGCAGACGUCAGGAGCAGCGGUCGGCGAGCACAUGUCCGUUUUGGGUAAAGAUGGCGCCACAUGUGUUCGAUGGCCGGUCAGUUUGCUGAAGUUCACCAAGUGUGAGCCUCGCAUCUCUUACAGCUGCAACCCCAACGCCACGAACCGACGCGACGCGCAAGAUCGGCCGGGCGAGUUCCCGGAUGAGACCAAUCCGAGCCCCGUGCGCGAGACGGAGAAAGCUGAGGAGGACGUCAAGGCAGACGCACACCUGUUUGUCGAGAACAAAAACCUUUCGCCGUCAGGGGGAGGAUCAGAGGGGGCGACACGCAUGCUAAGUAUAGAGCAUCGUGUGAGGGCGCCCUGCUUUCCGUUUGACCUCACUCAUAGUGACAGCUCUGACACAACCCCCCCGACUCCUCGGGGAGACAGAUUAACAGGCGCAGGGGGGAUCGGCGGGAAAGCCAUCUCAGCCCUAAACUGUGAAUUAGAAUCUGUCGCUGAGCCUGGCACACGCGGGAUAGGCGUCGGCCCACCCAGGUGCGAGAGCGACGGCGAAUCCGCGUGCGAGCGUGCCGGGGAUCCCCGUUCGCAAAGGGGUGUCUCGCGCAGAAAGAGUAAACAGAGCACAAAGAAGCCCAAGUUGGGGAAGAGAAAGAAGGGUGAAAAGCGGAAGGCCGCAAAUAGGCGCCAAUCGCUGAGGUGUAAAUUGAGGAGCGUCGUCUCGGCGGUCUCCAACGUGGGCGCCGGAGGAGCCGAAACUGGAGGGAGUUGGGUAGAGAAAAGGGGACGACGGGAGACGGAGGCAAGAAAGAGGGCGGCUGAGACCGAGUCAGUUUACGUCUCCGUCGGGGAGAAGGCGCCUCGCACGAGCCGCCGCUCGGCAUCCCAGGUCCUGCCGGGCGGAGGACAGGCCCGACGCUUCCUCGCCUCCCCGCGGCUCUCCAGACACACUCCUGACGCGGAAAGGGGGACCUUUCCCCCGAGAUCUCGCAGCUCCUCACGCGCUUUCUCGCCGGGAUGUAACACAAAGCUGUUUUGGGAAUCGGGUCUCCAUGGCAACCCCAGGAGUUUCAUUGACUGCAGUUACCCUGACAACAGCUGUGGUGACAGCCCGGCGAGGAAGCGAAAACUCCUCCACGGGGACAGAAGAUUUAUUCGUGGUAACAGAAGUAAUUUGAGAUGCCAUGAGGGGACAGACAGGGGGAGGGAAAGGGGGACGCAGAUAGCGUCCAAAGACAGAGGUCUACCGUCGGAACAAUGGGAGUGGAGUGGGGAGAAUGGUAGGCCGAAUCCGGGAUGGAGAUGGCCAAACAAGACGAUGGGGUGGGAAUGGGGGAUGAGGUCCAGCCCAAGUCCAAGCAGCAGGGAAAUGACGAGCAGGCGAGCAAACACAGAAGAUAUAGAUUGGGACAAGUGGACAUUGGGAAGCAGUGACAGCUGGGAAGAAAGGGGGACAGGCAGGUCCACUUCAGGUUGUAGAACCGGUCCUGACGGGAGGUGGAGCCCUAGCUGUUGGAGGGGGCCUGCGGGGACGGGGCGCGCAAACUUUAGGUACGAUGCUAGCCCCGAAUGGUGGACGAGCAGGCGGAGGUACAGCCCGCCGGCGAGGGCGUGGAACGCGUACGAGUCCAGCAGAAGUCACAGCCCGCGUUCCUGCAGCCCGAGUAGCGGCAGCAGCGUUUCUGAACUCAGCUGGGAGUGGAGCAAGAGCAGCACGUGCUCAGGUAUGACGUGUAGGCGGCUCCCAUCCGAGGCCAAGACGGAAAGUGACCUUAGCAUCGAUGCUGGAGAAUCUUCAUCGGACCCCGACGCACAUCACAGUGACAGCAACACGUUUCAGCCCGAAGGGACCAAGUCACAAUUUCACAGUGACCACGGACAUCCCGCCUCUGUGACCCCAAACACCAUCAGCCCACGCCAGACUGAUGCCGUACCCCUAAAAUCAGCUCGGACUUCACUGCUCCCGCUCAUCGGGAAGCUCCCCGCGAUCCAGAAAAAGGUGAGAAGGAGAAAAGAACAGUUGGAGAGGCUUCAGAAAGAGCUCGGAGACGAGGAGGUGAGUCAGAAAUCGAACGGCGGACGUCCUUCGGGCUUGGCUGAGUCAAACCAAAGCGGGACACCAAAUCUGUCUCCAGAUGAGAUUAGGACCGAUGACAAGGAGGCGGCUGGAGGCGGAGCGCAGCCGAUCAGCUUUAGCGCUGAGGAGAUGGGCAAGUAUCGACUCCUUCAGGAACAAGCCAGAGAGCACAUGCAGAAAGUUCUAGAACAGAGUGAAGAGAGUGCGGAGGUGCCCGUGGAGAUAAACUUCACUUGCGGCACACAGAUGGACGAGUACGAGACUUUAGAGGACAGCUACCUGCUUGCACCGUCACUCGACCCACCGCAGGACCCUCACGCAAUACAAAGAGGUCACAACCCCCUCGAAAGACUUUUACACGUGCAGCCGCAAGAGGAUUUCACACAGCCGGUGGCUUUGGCCGUCCCCAACCUCCCUCCCCUCGCGCUGACCCCCCCUUUGGCCAGCCUCCACCAUUUCGUUUUGCAGCACUCGGCCUUCUCCGCCUCGCGGCCCUCCCCCGACGUCCGGCUAGCCCACUCGCUCGCCCACCGCCCGCCGAGCUUACCGGAUUACCUUCGCCCUUCCCCCGUCCCGCUCUCAUCCCUCUUCCCCUCCAUCCUCCUCGCUCACCACGCCGUCCCGUUCCUCCCUCCCCCGCCUCUCUCGCCGCUGUCCGCCUUCCAAACAAACCACCUCACGCCGCUUUCCGCGCUUGCCCUGCAGCCUCCCCGCAAUCCGCAGCCUUUCUUGGACGGGCCGUGGCCGGCGAAGUUCCGCCAAAAGGCCUUGUGACGGUCGCAGGUUCUGCAAGCCGCGUUUAUUAAUUGACCCGCGCAAACGAGAUCUCGCUUCCGGAAAUGGGGUUGUACCUCGCGCCGCUGUCGGAUUAAUCCGAGCUCCUCUCCGCGCGCGGUGCGCCCCGCCCCCCAUUGACCGCUUUCAAUUGAAAACGGCUUUCUCCAUUAAUUCCCCGCCGCGCGGCAGCCGACGGUGGGACAAGCGACUUUGAUCAUUUCCUUUCUCCGUCGGUUCAGCUUACAAUAAAGAGAAAAGGCGCACCUGCUAUUC
This is a messenger RNA of Syngnathoides biaculeatus (alligator pipefish), 4720 nucleotides long. Its product is annotated as G patch domain-containing protein 8. NCBI's taxonomy places the organism in Eukaryota, Metazoa, Chordata, Actinopteri, Syngnathiformes, Syngnathidae. Gene Ontology annotation, cellular component: nucleus. The record is from RefSeq and is a predicted model, not a curated record. Bases 572 to 4444 code for a protein of 1290 amino acids. The transcript has 4 exons.